Suillus subaureus is the source of this 504-nucleotide messenger RNA. RefSeq lists its product as uncharacterized. Lineage: Eukaryota; Fungi; Basidiomycota; Agaricomycetes; Boletales; Suillaceae. The transcript is spliced from 3 exons. The annotation marks the transcript as partial. The record is from RefSeq and is a predicted model, not a curated record.
CUUACAGCAAAGCACACUCUCUACCCUCUGGUCAAGAUGUGCAUUAAUCCAGAUUGCAAUGCCUGGCACAUCAACUCUCUCCUCAAGAAGGAAGAGCAAUGCCAUGUCGUUGUGUUUGCCCAUGCACAAGGCACACAUUCCACCUGGUCUAUUCACCUGAAGUGUCAAGCAUGUCACACAAAUUAUCACAACAAUUACAAUGUCAAGGACAGAACAAGGUUGUAUUAUGGUGGUAUACCAUCCUAUCUACAAGUUGCUGAGCACCAAUUCAUUCAGCUCAAGCUCACAAUGAGCUGGAUGGAUCUCAUGCAGAUUCUUGUCUCGGCAACAAAUUGUGCACAUGUCUAUGAUAUUGCGCAGUCUCAUCAAUCUCCCAAUCAUGAUGUUCCCUGGCAAUUUGGAAGCUUGCUUACAAUGGAGGAGGUGUGGGAUUCCUUCACCCUCCUGGCAUUGCUUGAUAACCAUCAUCAGCGUAAGAUUUGCCUACAAGUCCCUCACAGAGGA